Mesoplodon densirostris (Blainville's beaked whale) is the source of this 408-nucleotide messenger RNA. Its product is annotated as prostaglandin-H2 D-isomerase-like. The record is from RefSeq and is a predicted model, not a curated record. The transcript is spliced from 2 exons. The coding region runs from base 1 to 408 and encodes 135 amino acids. Lineage: Eukaryota; Metazoa; Chordata; Mammalia; Artiodactyla; Ziphiidae. Gene Ontology annotation, molecular function: small molecule binding.
AUGCUGCAGCUCAUGCCGGGCCCCAGCAGGGAUGGUAUCGCCAACUUGAGCUCACUGCAGAGCUCAGACAUUUGGGGAACCUCAAGGAAAGACCAGUGUGAGACCCGGACUCUGCUGCUGCGUCCUGCAGGCCCCCCAGGCUGCUACAGCUAUACCAGUCCAGACUGGAGCAGCAACCACGAGGUGUCAGUGGUGGAGACCGACUACGAGGCCUAUGCCCUGCUCUACACCGAGAGCUUCCAAGGACCGGGCCAGGAUUUUUGCAUGGCCAAGCUCUACAGCCACACCCAGGCCCCCAAAGCUGAGAUCAAGGAGAAAUUCGCCACCUUCACCAAGGCCCAGGGCUUCACAGAGGAUGGCAUUGUCUUCCUGCCACAGACUGACAAGUGCAUGGAGGAGCACACGUAG